This is a messenger RNA of Aspergillus versicolor CBS 583.65, 1932 nucleotides long. Its product is annotated as THO complex subunit THO1/HPR1. Gene Ontology annotation, biological process: regulation of DNA-templated transcription elongation; mRNA export from nucleus. Bases 1 to 1932 code for a protein of 643 amino acids. NCBI's taxonomy places the organism in Eukaryota, Fungi, Ascomycota, Eurotiomycetes, Eurotiales, Aspergillaceae. The record is from RefSeq and is a predicted model, not a curated record. The transcript is spliced from 7 exons. Gene Ontology annotation, cellular component: THO complex part of transcription export complex.
AUGGCGAAUGCAGAUGUCGAUUUGAUUGAUGUCUACAGGAGAUUGAUUGACUCUCUCUUGGCAAAGGCAGAACAGGUCAAGCCAGGAAAGGAGGUCGAGCCCCCGUUGACAGAAACACAGCUUGGGGGAUCGUUUUGGCUUAUCCAGGGUAAAGAUGCGCAGCUCGUCAAGCAAUUGAGUCAACAAACACAGUUUGCCGCUGUGGAAAUCGCUUUUCGAGAAAAAUUUUAUGGUCUCCUCGCUUCUACAACGAUCGACGACUCGGAAUUUGUUUGUAUAUGGAAUUUACUGGACAUCAUAUCAGUUUUUUCCGACAAUGAACAAUGCGAGCCCGGCCUCAUAUUCUGGUUGAUUGAAGAACUAUUAGAUAGCCAGACGAUCGAGGGUUGCCGCAAGGUUUUUGACUACUUGGAGUCUCGGAGAGAACGGAACACGAAGGACACCGUCUUUUGCGGCCGUGUGUUUAUCUUCCUCUUCCAAAGUUUCCCUCUUGGGGAUAAAAGCGCGGUGAAUCUCCGAGGUGAAUACCAUACCGAGAAUGUAACGGCCUUCGACGAUACUACGAAGGAAACCACUGGUGGAACAGAUGGCAUGGAUUUGGAUUCGCCAGAUGGCAAGGAAACAACGUCGGUAGCCGACGUUCAGAACCAAGAAACUGAAGACCAAGCCACCACCGAAAAGGAGGACAAGUUGACCGCGCUUGAUACGAACAAGACGCCAAAAGUGACCGUUUCUCAAUCUGGGGGGCAAACAGGGGAACGCACACCCGACCUCGAUACUCUCUACCCUAUAUUUUGGGGUUUGCAGGCUUACUUCUCGUCGCCAACGAAAAUAUUCAAUGCCCAGCACUUUGCUACAUUUAAGACCGGGCUUGAAUCCACACUAUCAGCAUUUAGGACGGUUAAUACGGACCUCGAAACUUCUAAUAGCAAGACACAUGAGGAAAUUCGGAAGUCCACCAAACGGAAACGAACAGCAGAUGGACCUGAAAUUGCAAGCAGCUUCAAUCCAAAAUACCUGACAAGUCGGGAACUUUUUGAUCUUGAGGUCAACGAUACUGCCUUUAGACGACAUGUUUUGGUCCAGGCCCUGAUACUUCUGGACUUCAUGCUGUCACUUACGUCAAAGUCAAAAGCAAAACUGGCUGAUUUGACCAACAAAUCUGUCCUUUACGGGUUUUUACUUAAUGAUGAGGAUGCGCAAUGGGCCGUGAAAAUGAGGAAAUCAAUUGAAGGAUAUCUUCAAGAAGGUGCAGGAGGAAAAUUUUACUAUCGUAUGGUAGAUACUGUCCUAUCGCGGGAUAAGAACUGGGUGCGCUGGAAGGCUGAAGGCUGUCCUCCGAUAGAGAGGCCUGCAAUCUCGGUGGACGAGUAUCUUAGCGCGCGCGAAAAGGCAAUCAAGACAUAUGCCAACAGGCGACUUCGUUCUUCUCCUAUGAACUCUCUCAAUCUAAAGUUCCUUUCUGAAAGUGAAUCCUUGUCCGGAGUCGAAAGACUGAAAGAAACCGAAAGGUUCAAUGUUCCCGCCUUAGAGUCGCUCAUGCGAGUGAUUGAGGAUGUUGAAUUUGACAUCGAUACUGCGCAAACGAGGGAAGAUAAAGAAGCCGCUGUUCAAGCAAAAGCAAGCAAGACUUGGCUGAUGUUGCGGCUUUCCACCAAAAGCAAGUUCGCAGCUUUCGACAAGAUCGAGGACGGAAAAAACCUCAAGUCACUCUUUGAAACUGCGCAGUCCAUUGAAGCCACCACCCAGCCUACCAACAGUAUGCCGCAGGAUACUACAACGAAAUUUUCUCAGGAGGGCGAAUCAAAUGGGCCAUCGCAGGAUCAUGAAAUGGACACUGAAACUGGGGGAGGCGCAUCUGCUAUCGCUGAAGAGAAGGCAGCUGAUGUGAACGACGCAGUGGCCACCGAGGCUGAUGUGCCGGGGUCAUGA